AUGCGUCGUCUUCGUGACAUGGCUGCUGUACUUGCCGUAUCACCUGCAUUUGAUGGUGUAAUGGUUUGUUUGGAGUUGUUGCAACCCAUUUUAGAUUAAUCUUCUGGAUGUCGAAGCAAUACUUGGUUAUCGUACAAUAAAGACUGUUGUUUCGUCAGAUAUUACUCAUGCUUUUUGUAUAUUCAAUGUGGGUUUUUUUUCUUCUAGAUUUUUCUGCUGCGUCAUAUGUUGAUAGUUUUGUUUACUGUUGAUACUCAACGACAAACUCCAUCUAGUUUCAAUUCAAACUACCGUUAUCAACAACGAUUCAGUGGGAGAGAAAAACUUAAUGACAUUAUUAUUUUCUACUAUGAUUCUUUCCAACUCUCAUUUGCUUUUCAUUUAGAUAAGAGUCGCUUUAAUGUCAAUAUGUUGGAUACCUUGUCUCACUCGUUGUUUUUGUUAUUCUUUAUUUUGAUCUUACUAAAACGAUUGCUUUUCUCUUUCAGACAAGAGCAUAAACAUAACAAUAAAAGUAUAUUUAAUUUUUAGAGCGAUAGCAUUGGAAAAACAUGUUUUACUGACCGAAGUAAGGUGGAGUUAUUUGACGAACAGUGGCGUAGCCAGAGGUACGGCCAUUGGGCAAUUACCCAUGGAUUUUUUGAAAUGAUACCAAUUGCCUAAUGCUGCAAAAUCUUGAUAUACAUACAUGUACAAAGAUUCAAGUGAUGUCAUCUUAAUACAUUGUAUCUUGUUGUGAGCUAAUCAAGUGUUCCCGAAAAAUCAACCGACUAUUUUUUCCAUUAAACCAAUGCUCACAAUGAUGACAAUUCAAUGGUAUUUUUUUUUCAAAAUACUCGUUAUUCUACUUAAACUCACUACUGGUUCUAUUUGUGCUUAUUUAUGUUUUUUGACAUAAUAUAUUCAAAUAUUUGAAAGUUGAAGAGUACAUUUGUGAAACAGUCCAAAAAAACUGUUAGUGCAAUCUAUGCAGGAUUAAAAUGUGAAAAACGAUGUAGCUGCUGUUACUAAUCACGAGAAUAUGGUUAUAUUCAAUCUAUCUUGGGACUCAUUUUUUAUCAUCGUUUACUUAAUCCUCUAGAACUGCAAGAAGGAAGGAAUUCAUAUAUUCUCAUGAGAUGCUAGUGAUCUAUAAGCACUAAUCGUGUAUCAAAAACG
Messenger RNA from Rotaria sp. Silwood1, 1158 nucleotides. The record is from the annotation of a GenBank genome assembly. NCBI's taxonomy places the organism in Eukaryota, Metazoa, Rotifera, Eurotatoria, Philodinida, Philodinidae.